This is a messenger RNA of Pseudozyma hubeiensis SY62, 216 nucleotides long. RefSeq lists its product as hypothetical. The record is from RefSeq and is a predicted model, not a curated record. Lineage: Eukaryota; Fungi; Basidiomycota; Ustilaginomycetes; Ustilaginales; Ustilaginaceae. Bases 1 to 216 code for a protein of 71 amino acids. Gene Ontology annotation, cellular component: mitochondrion. The transcript has a single exon. Gene Ontology annotation, biological process: electron transport chain; mitochondrial respiratory chain complex I assembly.
AUGCCACAACUCUACCGUGAUCCAUGGGCCAAGCGCGAGGCAUGGCGCAAGCACCCCGUCUUCUCGCACCGCUUCUUCGCACGCAACAUCUUCCCUGGCUUCGGACUGGGCCUCGGCGCGUUUGCAGUCUACCUGGCAAUCGACACCAUCACACAUCCUUCCAACAUCGAGAAGCUCAAGGAGGACGCCCGUAAACAGACCGGCCGCGACCACUGA